Molecule: messenger RNA, 16415 nt
Organism: Pocillopora meandrina
Lineage: Eukaryota; Metazoa; Cnidaria; Anthozoa; Scleractinia; Pocilloporidae
Source: the annotation of a GenBank genome assembly
CCUUGUCAAAAUAAUGCAACUUGUCAGUCCGGUUUCACAAACAAGGGAUAUCGAUGCUCGUGCCCCCCUGGAUUCGAAGGAGAACAUUGCGAAAAAGGUUAAUUACAGAAUAGACCGAUAAGAACAAAAUAUUUCCUGGAGUAUUUAAACCCCCAUAUUUAUAUAUCACGUUUGGUCGUCGAGUGCGUAUCUUAACGGAAGACUACCAAGGCUGAUCUUUGACGACUGAUAUCCGGCUACAAUUUGAAAUGGUGUCUAAAGAGAGAUUCCGCUGCAGUGAAAGUUUUGGGUCAGACUAAAUUAAAAAUUAAUUUGACACAAUGAUAACAGACUAAAUGCUUUUUGACCGCAUAAGAGUUUUAAAAAGCGAAUGUAUAUCUCACUCGUGUAACUACUACCGUUCUAGAAUUUUUCUUUUCUUUACAAUAUUUUAGAUAUUGAUGAAUGCCAAAAAAUACUCACGAUUGUCACCUGAACGCUACUUGUCAAAACACAAAUGGAUCCUUUGUGUGCACCUGUUUAUUUGGAUUUAACGGAGAUGGACGGAACUGCACAGGUAAAGGCCUUUAGAUUGUACGUAAUUGUCUCGUUAUGACUUUGAGAAAUGUUAAUUUGCUUGUAGUUGUUUGUUUAAUUUGUACGUUCAGUCUUGGUUGAUUUGUUUGUUUGUUUUGAUAAAGCAGUUACCCUUGCCUGAACAUUUUUGACCAAUGGCAGAAAAUGAAAAUCCUCAAUCACAAUUAAACGCAAGGGAACAAAAUGCUGAACAUCUUCGUUGACCAGCUUUCUCUUUAAUAAAACAUAGCGACCAACAACUCUCUAACGACAACUAUCGCACUCAAUGUUCAAAAUAAGGUUUAUACAAGAAUCAUACUCCAAGAAUCGUGAUUGAAAGCCUUUCAUUUCUCAGAUAUUGACGAAUGUGCAAGAAAUCUUCCUUGUCAUGUGAAUGCUAACUGUACCAACACCAUUGGAUCACAUGUAUGUACAUGCCACACUGGAUACACGGGAGAUGGAAAAUCUUGCUGGGGUAAUUUUAAAAUUUUCCUUCAAUCCCAGCUAUUUAAAGCGGAGAGUAAUCUCAAACGUCUUUUUAACUCAAAUUAUGGCGUCAGAAGUAGUCAAACAUUUAUCCUAAAAUGUAGUUCUACUCCAUAAUUCACCUCUCACUAGAAAUGGUGGAUUAUUUCACUUUGUCCCACAUCUUUUAAGAUUAGGUUUGCAGUAUUCAUGUACAGGUGUUCAUUAGAUAUUGAUCAACCAAACAUUUUUCAACAUAACAUCCAAUUCUGGUUUGUUACUUGGUGCACUUGAUCCUCAUCAGACAUCGACGAGUGUUCAAACACAAACAUCUGCAAUAAGAACGCCUUUUUGCAGUAAUACCCAGGGCUCCUACAGUUGCGCCUGUAAUCCUAAAUACACUGGGGAUGGUUUGACUUGUAAAGGUUAGUCUCUUGUAAUUGAUCCUUUAAAAAAUUUGUAAAGACGGUACUGGCUGAACUCGCUGUAAAUAAUCUUGAGUGAAAUGCUAUUCUUGUUUAACCAUAUAACAAAUCACGUUAGUUCUUAGUGCCUUUAAAUUGCUUGGAAACGUCCUUCGACAAACAAAUAGGGAAAAAGAAAGAUACAUUUGAUUUUUUUAAUAGACUUAAUGUGCAUGGUUUUUGUCCUCCAGGGGAGAAAACAAUGAUCCCCAUCAUUUAUUCUUGAUGACGCAUAACUGUUUUUGUAAUUAGAAUUAUUAUGAGGCUGUGUCUCGAAUAGAUUAAAAGCGAUCUACCAAAAUAAUCUGAUUGGCUAAAAUCGAUGUUGACAGCGGUUAAGAUUUUCCCAUUUUAGCCUAUUAAGGUGAUUCCUAAGAACAUAAAUAUUAUCUGACGGUUUUUUUCAAUCUUUUCUUUAAUGUUCCCUAUCAAUGUCUGUUUCGGAAGAUACAAUAAAAAAGACAGGUCACCGUUCUUGUUCGGUAGCUGGAAGCAAAGAUUUUCAAAGUAAAAAUUAAAAAAAAAACCUUGAAAGGCACAAAGUCUUGAACGUAGGGAACAAUUUGAUAUAUAAUUUGUGAAAAAUCAAGUAAGUUUAAUCGACAUCGAAUUAAAACGUUCCUCGAGUCGUUGCUCCCAAUGUCAUAAUUUUCAUUAUCAAGAUGAUCUUUAAAUUUCUCCAAUUUAACGGGGCUAACUUGUACACCAAAAUUAUGCUAUGAAAAAAGAGGUCACCGUGCUUGGUAAAGAACUAAAGAGCAUCGUACCUCUUUACAGGGUCCAUUGAUUGAAAAGCAAUAUCGUGCUCUCGGAAUUCACGCGCGCUUAUUCGCCUGAUUACGUGAUUUUUUUACGCAGUACAGGAUGCCCAGUGCAAUACUAAGGAAUCUCCUUUAGACUGAGAGCAAGAUUCAAUUUGUUAGAUCAUUUCAAUAGUAAUUAAUGGAAAAAUAAAUACCAAAAAUUAGGAUGCAGGCAAAGAGAAUACGGCUAAGCUACGAGCAAAGUAUGAGGUCGAAAUUGAAGACUUUUGCAGGCAGAAAUCCAAAAACGCUUAAUGCGAGACUAGGAGUGACUUAAAUGGAAAGAAAAAAAAUUUUUCAGUCGCUGGAAAAGGUUCGAGCAAAACUGCAAUAAUCAGCAAAACUCAACAAGACACGAACCAACUUCUAAGUCAUGUUUUUGGGCUGCCAAAUCGAGCAAGGUUUCGUCAAUUCAAAAAUCGAUAAAUUACAGUGACACUCAUUUUCAACUUAAUCAAACUUCUCCUCUUUAAGUUCUUUCCUUAAGGAGUCGUAUAUUUCAAAAACUUUUCGGUAUUUUCUGUCAAAUUUACGAGAAUUCAAAGUUGAAAUAGUUCCAUUCACACUGAGCUGGCACUUGCCAAAAGUUUCAGCUUGCCUUUUUAUUACGCAAAUUUGGAUUGGUGUAUGUGUUGUCAGAUGCCCGAUGUAUUGAGAAAAUGGAUAUCAGUCAAGCUGUAAAUAAACAGCAUUUACCUUCUUCUGCAAUUUUAUUGGAGAAAUAUGCCUAAAAUAUAUAGGGUAUUUUUUUGUGAAAAAGUUUUCUGUGUCGUAGUAGAAUUGUAAUGUAGUAAACAGUUUUCUUCAAACUAAGCAGAUACGCCUGAACAACUUCGUUGGGAGCCGAUUACUGCUUAAGCAACAGAGAACCUUUUUUUGGUGUUUACAUUCUCUCAUUUAAACACUCGGAGGGUUGGGAAAUUUCUUGAAAGCUAUGCAAACCCUCGACUGCGUGUCGGGUUUGCAUAAUCUUCUCAAAUUCUCCCAACCUCCUCUCGUGUUUAGAUGAGAGUAUGUAAACACGGUAAAAAGGUUCUCUUUUGCUUGAGCAGUAAUCGGCUUUUUAACGAAGUUGUCCAGGCAUAUCUGCUCAGAUCGAAGAAAACUAUUUACUGCAGUACAAUUCCACUACGACAUAGAAAACACAUAACCUGACACAGCUGAAUGGCGAUAUCAAACACAUGUAAAAAAUUAUCGCAAUAUUAUAGGCGUGCUGUUACGCCUUUUUACAGGGCGGGAAAUCCUUCUUAAAAACCGCAGCUUAUGUAAUUUUUUUUUUUUUCCUUCAGCUUUUUAUAAAGAAAAAUAUACAAAAUAUCACAUUAACCGAAAUUCAACUUUUUAGCCGAUCCGUGCUAUAAUUACAGAAACCUGAGUGAUGCUGACAGAAAGAGCACUUACAACACACCCUACGGUGGAGAAAAAUGUGACGACGAGUCCUCAUCCUUAAUAUUCUGGAAAUGGUAUCGUUUCGUAGGAGAUGCAGGAACAAAAAUGCCAACCCAAUGCGUACCGGAUAAUAGAUGUGGUGCGGUCUUCUCAGGCUGGCUAAAGGUGGUCACCCCACACUGGCAGAUGAUGAGGUUUCUUCAGAGGUCUGUUUUACCAGAGGUGGAGAUUGUUGCAAGAAGUCAAACAACAUUAAAGUGAAAGACUGCGGAUCCUACUUUAUUUACGAACUACUAGAGGUACCCAUUUGUAAAGGGCGCUACUGUGGCACAGACUAAAUGUUAUAAGCAAGUUAUUCUGCACAGUGAAAGUAUUCACAAAUCGAUUCAUUGACACGCACAUGUACAUCAAUGAUAGCAGGGACUUAAAGAAUAUCAUGUGAUCCACUUUUUAUGAUCAGUGUUAAACAGUGAGUAGUUUGAACACAAGAGUACCUUUGGACCGCUUAGUUUGAUCCUCCAAGUAAGAGUGCUCCUGAGUAGUUGUGACUGAAGGUAGUCAGUAAUAGUGACUGACGUUUCUAUAACCUUAGCGGAAAUCAUCAUCAGAGUCGACUGACCAAUAGUUGUUUAUCCGGGUAUAAGAACAGACUCUCCCCCCCCUUCCCGUCCCCCCAGCUAAUGUCAACAACUAUGGGCAUAUUAGUAAGCUUCUAAAUAAUCAUAAUAUCUCUAUCUGUUCCGAUCGAGGUAAUUCACUAUGCAAGUUUUAAGCACUCUUGAUGUUUACUCAGGUCGUUGGAAACUAAAAGCAGCUUAGGCGUCUUGUUGAUAGAGACUGUAAAUAAUUUCUAGAAUUGCAUAAUUGUUAUUCAUUGUUACAUUAAUACUCAAACUUUCUGAUGACAUAGUAUGGAAAACUAGAACAUUCUAUUAUGCUAUGUAAUUAUGAUGUAUUUCUAUCACAACAGUUGUGUUGUAAACUUCGAAUUCCGGAACGUUUUGAAGUACUGACUGUAAAUAUAUGAAAAUCAUGUAUGUGCACUGCGGUGAAGAAACGAAUAUAAGAGAUCCUCGUAGUCAUGGACACUACUGAACUAGUAGUUGAAAUAAGACCUGAAAAAAUUUAAGGCCCGUACGGGAUUUGAACCCAUGACCUCUGCGAUACCGAUGCAGCGCUCUACCAACUGAGCCAACAAGCCAACUGGGAGCUGAUGAUUAUGUUGGAGUAGUAUCUUUUUUUUUUGUCGGAAAAGAUCAACUAUCUAGGAAGCUUUACCAAAAGAUAGCUCCGUACUGCGAUAUACUUCAAAGAUUGUGUAUUUUGAGAAGAUUUGAAGGCGAGAGUGAGUCUUUGGUGUCGGUAGAGAGCAAAGUUAUAGUUUAUAGUGGCUUUAAGUAAGUUUUUAAAUGACAAUUAUUGUAUUGCCUAUAGGAGUAGGUCAUGAGAAGGAAUUAUUACAAUUUGUUUAAUAAAAGUAGUUUAAAAUUGUAGGAGUAUAGUAUUCGUUAUUUUGAUUAAAUUAUACCUUAACAGGUGAAUCUUGUAGGAAAACGUUUUGGGUGAAAUGGCUGAAAUCUAAAUACUGUCUGCCAGAAGCUAUUAUACAAGCCAUUCUAACGAAAACUAAACAACACCAGAAAGAGGCCCGAAAUGACGACCAGUUAAAGCCUAAUUUUAAAACCUUUUCAGGCUUAUUUGUGUAUGUGUAACCGCUAGCAGAGAAGGUGUAAUCUGUUACUCUGGUUGCUUUAGUUAUAACUGACAAUGAGCCUAAGACAAAUAGCACGUCUAAGUAAUCAGAGGUUUGCAUGUCUUUGAUGCACUUUAGAAAAUUUAAAUUGACUUUCCUAAAGGCUAAACCUUCUUAUCGCCUGCUAUUCAAAUUCUCUACAUGUAAUAAGUUUAAGAUUACAUGAGACAAUGAAUUAUUACUUUCCAGAUGUCAGUAAACAAAACCAAUUACACUUUAUAUUUUUGUUGUUGUUAAGGGCACUGUCGUUAGUGUUGUUGAAGUGCAAAGUUCAUCAUAUUCCUUUGGGUGAAUAAUCGAUAAUCUUCGGAAGGGUGCCCAAUCCGUGUUAUGAAGCAUAGUGACGACAAAAGAAAUAACAUUGACGAUGUAUCACUAAAUGAUCCAGUGUUCUGUGUCACACAACUCUCCGCGGGAUGGUACCGUUUCGUGACAGCUGUAGGAACUAGAACUCCAACAACUUGCGUUGAUAGUUAUAAAUGUGGUAAAACCAACCCAGGCUGGUUAAUCCUUCAACUCCCGGAGACGAUUAACCUGUUACUUCUCCCAACAAAAUCCAUUCACACUCUAAGCUUAGGAAACUUAUCAGGAAGAAGUUGUUUACCUGAUCUAACAUCAAACCAUCUAAACUUAUUUAUAAGGAAAUGUGAAGCACUUUAAAGGGAGAAUCAACAAUCAGAUCUUAGAGGUUAAAGGGUUAACUUGUGCUACUCCUGUAAUGGAAGAUGGGGAAUUUGACAGGAAGGUCUACUUUAAACAUAAAAUUAGAGGCUGUUGCUACUGAUCAGUUCAGAUUUAAGUAGAAAGUUCUGGACUCUACCAUUUAUACAAAUUUUUUCACUCACCAACUUGUGAUCUUCGCCACUAUGAUACAGACUGACGUUGAGAAAAAUAACUCCACGUAAAAAGGAUUUAUGAACCGCUAUCUAAGUAGACGCCUAUCACAAAUUUAAAAAAUUUUAUUUCUCAUCAUAAAACUACUUACAUUAUUUUAACUCUAAUUGUAAUAGUAAAUUAUUGACCCAGGCGAGAUACCUGUCUGACUGAAUGGUAACCAUCCUAUAAGUCCCAAGGAUUGGUCCGCUAUGGCACGAUUAAAGUAUUUUACCAGUGUUACUCAAAAGAUUUCUGAAAAAAUUAUGACAUCAGCUAUAGAUACAAAAUUUGUUUGAACAAGCUGUGAACUGUGCUUGAAUGGUCCAGACUAAAUUUGAAGCAAAUAACUGCACGUAAUGAGAGGAUUCAUAUAUAAAUGCGUGCAGGUAGAUAUGUAUCCUCCCCUCAGUCCUUUCCUUAUGAACAUGACGCGUGAGAAUUUAUUAGGUAAUCAGAUCUUCUUUGAAAGUCAAAUCUUUUUCCAGGGUCAAAUUAGCAGUUCGAGCGCAUGGGGCAAGUUAAGAACGAAUUAGACGUAGAACAUAGCAGCCCAUUGAACAUGGCACGUUACCUAAUUUAAAUAGCGCUUAUUACAAUAUAAAAAGAAAAGUAACACAAAUAAUUAAAUAAUUUACCGGCGUAACUGUCUUGUUGCCUUAUCUAGUAUCAUCUCGUGUCUCGGGAAGAGCCAAAAUCAUUUCACCUUGGGUGCUUGCGAUCUUGGUUAUCUGCUUGCAGAUUCUCCUAGCUUCUAGAACCAAGGAAUGUUUCUUUUAAAAGUAAAUUAUCAGCACUGACCAUUAUGAAUUCGACAGCGACGUCUUCUACUUUUGUUUGUUUCCCUUUGUUUUGUUUUAUUUAAGGUACGUCUAUAAACGAGUCUAUGUAGCCGUUGAGACAUCUUUGCGAGAAGAACUGCACGUAAACAUGAGAUUGAUAAACUUAUAUCACUCUCACUUCCACUGACUUCAUCCCCCAUAAUCUUUCAGCUAAGGAAGAUCUACGUGCAUUUAUAGCCCAAAAUAAUUAAUGAUAAAAAUAAAUUUCCGACUUAAGCAUUUUGAGAGGCGCGCAAUAAGAGUGAAAGGUUUGAACAAAUCAAAAAGUUCGUAUUUGAUUAACACAAUUAUGGCUGAGUUUAGAUGUUUACAUAAUUCAAGUUACCAAGGGCUCGUUUACACUUGAAAUUUUAAGAGAGCCAUUGAUCUUCUCUUCUUUAGCCAGCGGUUACAACAAAGUUAUGCUGCUGUGCUGCAGGGACUGCAUUCCAAGCUGUCAAAAGUGAGCCAAACGUUUCAUUCACACGUAGAAAGCUUUGAACAAAGUCAAGGAGACUUAACAGCUGACAAAGAGAACACAUUUAUUUCCUUCAAGUAACACGCGUGAAUGAAUAAAGACUGCUAUUGAUUCUAUUACUAAAAUAGAUGCUGAAAUAAUAGUUCCUGAGGGAGUUUCUCUCUCUACGAGUAGUUAAGCAAAAGUUUAAAGUUCAUAGCAGGCAUGGACUUAAUGUCUCAUCCACAUGAAUUGAACUAACUAGUGAGAUCACCAAAUUAAGGAUAUCAAAAAGCCCUCUCAAUCAAAAAAACAAAAAUUCAGAGGGUUUAACUCAGACUGGCUUCUUAUAGUAAAGAUCGACGCUGGAAUGUUGCUUAUCUUUCAAAUAGGCCAUCACCCGAUUAUAUCAAAUUACUGGUAUGCUAAGAAUUCCCGAUUGAUUUUUCAAAGAAACAGAGAUAUGUGUCUUCAUUGAUGCACAUUAGCAAAAGCGAACUAAAAAAUAUUGUAUUCAAUAUCAAGUAAAAUAUGGGGUCGAAAAUUCCCUAGACGCGUUAGAAAUGGUUUUAACUUCAGAUAAUUCUCAUUUCUAAUGAAAUGCACGAUUCAGUGUGUUUUGCUCCAAUUUUCCUAAUCGUAAACUCUAUACAUACUGCUAUAGUGUUGCAAGUAAAUUGAAUUUUCUAAUCUAAAAUUUCUAAUCUAAAAUUUCGCUCACUCAUGAGUAUGAUUGAAGAUCGAAUUGGAUGACACAAAGUCCCGUUACCGAUUGAUUAUAACCAUUACAAUUUAAGAAGAAAUUAAAUACAAGUACAUUUACUUGAGAAAAUAUUUUCGGUAGAGACACUGUUUUGUGGGUUAAGUGGUUUUGCUACGGUUAUUACAAUCAACUCUGUGAUUGGGUGAUUUGGAGGAGUGGACUUAAUGUGAUAAGCUGCCUUAACUGUCCGAUUACAGGUGUCAAAUUAACUGUCCGAUAAAGUUGACUGUCCGAUUACAACUCUACAGACUAAUUAGUGCUAAUAUAAAGCAGCUAAAGGACAAAAAUCACUUGAGGAAAUUGUAAUGGUUAUGACUGGUCGUGGAGGAGAGAGGGGCGAAACUGUCAUGUUUUGUUACUUAUACAACUUUUAAGUUUCAUCACUCCAUUGCCUUUGCUUAGUCCCUAAAAAAGCAACUGGUUCUUUACCUGUCUAGAUGCAAACCAUAAAUGGUGCUAAUCAAAUCCGAUUCAAUUUCCCAAAGAUUUCUGUCGCAAGAUGGAAUUUACAUCUUCUCUUGCUUUCCCUGGCAAACGGCUCAUAAACCACUUGAUACGAACCGUAGAGUCCCCUAUGCAAGACUUCUGUUCAGCUCUAUGCUACAUGGGACUCAACUGCGUCAGCUAUAACGAAUUAGUGACCAGCAGAUCUCCAGUAAUCACAAAAUGUGAACUGAAUAAUUCCACACACAAUGAACAUCAUCAGGAUCUGAAGUCUUGGACAAACUACAGAUAUUAAGCAACAAUGGUGAGUACAUUCUUAUCCUAUUGGUGUUUUUCAUGAGUUUGGUGAUUUUUGAUGGUUGAUUAGUAUCCUAUCAUGGCCAUGCAAAUAACAUUACUUAUCAUUUGGUAGAUUAGUAUAUAAAGUUGGCUCAACCUCGGAUUUUUUUAGCUUGUAAAUAUUUCCAUGGUAAGUUGUUUCGCUGUCAUGUUGUUUGGCUGGUUGCGUAAUGUUUGUUUGCAAUUGGUUUGUAUGUUUGAAUGGUUGCCUGGCUGGUUGGUCGGUUGAUUUUAUCUCAUGUGACAUUUCAAUUUUCAAAGUAUCAUUACCACUUGCCACUUCAAUCGGCAUAUAUGUACUUUUUAACCUCGUUUUCACAUUAGAAUACUUAUGGACAGACUCCAUGCCAGUAUAAUGGCACUUGUCAGACAGGAUUUACAGACAAAGGUUACAGAUGCCUUUGCCCACCUGAAUACAAGGGCACCAAUUGCGAGGAGAAGAACGGUAGGUAAAAAAGCAUUUCUCAUUUGGUGAAAUACUUUUAUGAAAAACUCUACCUCACCCUUGAAGUUGUCUAUCGAUGAAUCCAAAUGCCAGUCCUAUUCAGCCAAUUACUCAAUUACCAGAUGUCUGAAUCCCCUUUUGUCUCUCCUGUUUUCCUAUCCAUCUUUCUGACUAAGCGGAUGGCUGUCUUGCCAUGUAUUCUUUUUACCCAACUCACAUUUUUUUGUUAAAAAUCAAUUCAUCACAUAUGUGUUGGUUCUUUUCCCACAGUAAGAUGGAUACAGAUGACGCCACUUACAGUUUGCUUUGAAGCAAGAGAUGAUUCGUAUGGUUUCUUUCGAACUUCCAAAGCGGGUAACAUCAUUACAUUCAAAUUAACGUACAAAUCUGGUUACGUCACCUGUGAUGCACGAAAGUCAGGUUUUCAAUCCAAAUGGGGAUGCCUUUGGAACCGUUUCAUUCCCAACCAAAUGGCUACUUUGAUAACUGACAAAAACCGUAAUCUUCUUCUCCCAAAGAGUGAUUUCCUAUCAGAUUAUCGGGACUGCAAGUUUUACAGCCUGCCUUGGGCCACAACCGAAUCGCCACAACUGCACUUUGAUAAUUUCUCUACCCCGCUGAUGGUGGAGACGAACCAAGAAUUCCAAAUCUGGUACAGCGAGGACUUGUUCAAAUGGGGUUAUGGCGAUAAUGGGUACGAAAAAACGUGUAUUGCAGUGUAUGGUUUGUAUGUUUGAGUUGUCGCCAAAAUUAGGAAGUACAUUGAAGAAGAGAGUGCCAAAAAUUGUUGUUCACGCCUUUAUGACUUCAAUAUUACAUAACUGCAACUAACUGCUAUAUGGUCUACCCGAGCAUCUGCUUUCAAGAUGACAAUCUGUUUAAAAUACAGCAGCCCGAAUUGUUACACGUACUAGGAAGUUUGAUCGUAUGACCCCUGUCCUAAAAGAAAAAUUGCACUGGCUUCCUGUUCGUCACUGUAUAGUUUAUAAAAUUCUUUCACUGGUCUACAAGGCUAUCAAUGAAGCAGUGCCUUGCUACAUUAGUGACAAACUAAAUUAUCGCACCUCUAAACGGACACUUACGUCCCUUCUCAAUACGUUCUGGCGACCCCGAAAGCGAGACUAAAGACUUAUGGGGAAAGGACGUUUGCUGUGGCGGCUUCAGGACUAUGGAACUCGAUCCCACUCGUAAUAGCCAUAGGAUCUAGUUCUUCAAUUAACAGUUAAUUUCUUUAACUACUUAAUAAACUAUCAAAAUGUGGGGCAGUGUGCUCCUAAAAAUUUCCUCGAUAGACCGACCGGAAACUUUAAAGAAGUUGACCAAUUAGUGAUGAAUUUCUCUCUCGAGAAAUGUAAAAAUUAGAAAAAUGUUUCAAACUUUGCCAUGAGCAUGUUUUGAUGAAUUAGCAGAGUAUGUUGGGUUAUUUUUUAUUUCAUCAAAAUGCUCCAUUUAAAGCUCUUUUCUUCUUUUCUGCAAAUUUUUAGUACAUGUAGUUUUCGCCGUGGCAAUCAAUAGCGCCGUAUCGAUUCGGCUGUCGAUUGUAAAUAAUCAAAAUUGAUUUUUUUCCUUAGUAUCAUAUCCGGUUCCCAGAAAAUUGCUGGAUUCCAGGCCUUAUUUUCCUGUUAUCUAUGAGGUAAUAUAAGAAUUUGCAUCAACUCCAAAUUCUGUGGAAAAAUGUAGCGACACAGAUCUUAGGGCAAGUGUUAAACUGUACCGCCCGAACUUUACCGCUGUGGAGUAGAGCUUUCUUUGAGUGCGAGAGAGCGUGACCACAUUUGCACAUUUACUAAGGCGUAUUCUGUGAGCCUGGGAUACCUGUGCCUUUAUCGUUCAUUUCUUCCUCGGUUGAUAAAUGUCCGAAUGUGACUUAAGGUCUACCUCAAAUUCCCUGUCUAAAUCCUCUCGGAGUAUUUUAUUUAAAUGGUUAGCUUUGAAUUCGUUUCAGGCCAUAAAAGCAAAGAGAUUUCUCUCAAAUCUUUGCAGCCGAGAAUCUUAACUGGAAAACAGAAAAGAAAAUUAAUAAAUAUGAUUAUAUGAAAAUCAUGUGUGGAAACUACGGAUUUAGAAAUUAAUAUGGAAGAGGUAUUCGCAGCAGUGAACACAACUUACGCAGUAGUGAAAAUAAAGCCUGAAAAGUUCAGGUCAUACGGGAUUUGAAUCCAUGAACUUUGCAAUACCGCUGCAGUGCUCUACCAACCGAGCAAAUGUGAUUUUCAUAUAUUCACUUCACGGGUUUAUUACGAACCAACAUUAUGAGCGUUGAAAGGAAAACGGAUUAGAUCAAAAUUAUAUAGGUAACAGACGGUAUCCUCCCCUUUGUCCUCUCCUUAUCAACAUGACGCGUGACAAUCUGCUAAAAGAGUUUAUCAAGUACGCAGAUAUUCUUUGAAAGUUGAAUCUUUUCAAGGGUCAAAUUAGCAGUUCCAGGCUCUCAGAACCAGCGGAACCAGCAUCUCCGCUGUUCGAACGCACGGCACAAGUUAGGGAUGAAAUAUACUCAGAAUAUAUCAGCCCAUUAAUGAAAAUAGCGCUUUGAUACAUACGACCCUCUUACAGUACAAAAAAAAAAUUUAGAUUCUCGUAGCUUCUAAAAUUGUAAAAUAUUGCUUUCAAUUAUGAAUAAUUAGCACUGACUUUUAUGAAUUUUACGCCGACGUCUUGUGCUUUUGUUUUUUUCGCUUUGUUUUGUUAUAUUUUUCUAAGGUACGUCUAUAAACGAGUCUAUGUAGCCGUUCAGACAUCUUUGUGAGAAGAACCGCUCGUAAAUGUGUGACUGAUAACCUUACGUCAGUCUUGCUUCCAGUGACAAAAAUCUACGCGCAUUUAUACCCCAAAUAACUAAUGAUAAUAAUGAGUUUCCGACUUAGAGCAUUUUACUAAUAGAUGCCGAAAUAAAAACUCGUAUGAAAAACCAGAUCUUUGUUUGUGAAAGAUAACUUUCUCCUUAGCUUAGAGAAAUAAACAAAAGGUGGAGUAAUUGACGUUGUUUCCCACUUUCUCUUCAUCUGCAAGGUAAUUUACCGGCUUGAUCUGGAUUGAGAGGGACGCAAAGGAGGUUGAUAAUCUCGAACUAAGGAAGGUUGAUAAGGAUAUCGGAAUUUGGAAAGAAAGUAUAUAAAUAGGAAUUCUGUGUCCUUAAAUAAAAUGACUUUCUCAUCUAAGUAACAGAGCAUCAACAAAGCACGGAACUUUUUCUCGAUUUAAACUUGACGUGCGGAGAACAAGCUUUAAAACCUGUUCCUUUUUCAGACACCUCAUUAAUUACUUCAAGCCACAUCCUUUAUUCCAUGUCCACCGGCUUCAGUGACGGCAAAGGAAGGAUAAAAAAUAUAAUAUUUUGAUCUUCUGGGAACAACAAUUACACCUGUUCCUUUACUCGAUCAUCAUGUGGUCAAAAAAUUUUUCAAAACCUAGAAGCUCAAUAAUAACUCUGUUCACAAUUAUCUCAGUAGCGGAAUAUUUCGCAUGCUGUUCAAUCGCUAGAGUUUAAUUAACACAUUUUCAAUGCGUUUUAUUUACCCUAAUCAGACCGAAUGCCGCCAAUGCUAAAUUCCGAGCCAAUAGCCCUGCAAAGUACAAAGUCGAAUAGAAAAUCUCCUAACUAUAUGAUUAGAAUUCUCUGCAUACAAAAGAAGUAAACAGGCAUAAAAAUCUUUUCAGAAGUCACCAGCGAUGAUCCUUAGUAGCGGCUCAAUUUAGUCUUUACCAUGGCUUCUUCCAGAAAAUUUUACUUGGUCGCCCUGUUAUCUUCAUUGGUAAUUAAAGUUGCGGGUGAAGAAGGUGAGUUAUACUUUCAUUUCCUCCGAGCUGACAUAAAAUCAUUACAGUUCAACUAAGUUAGACGCACACUCGAUUUCAUGUUCGUUAUUUUCAGUUUUUUCCAUUGAUAGAAGGUAAUGCAGUUAACUAAACUUGAAACCAUCCAGCCUAAACUUACUUUUCAAAACUCUAAGAUAAUUGUAGAAAACAUUUUUAGGUCGCAUGAACGAUAAGGCAAAGGCCGACGUGUUGACUUUUGGUAAAUAAUAACAACACAUUUUUUUCUGUUUGGUGUUGUUAAGACAACCCAAAUUCUAAACCGCCAAUCGCAGCCCACACAUAAAAAAUACAGGUCUUCCUAUUGUAUGAUUAAAAUUAAAACGGACUCCUGGUUAGUUCGGUUACAAUGCAAGGACAGGAGAAACUGGUGGGUGACAAAACUCCCCGCUAUCGAGAGGCAACAAGGCUCUUCUUCGGUCUUCUCCCCUUCUUCUUAUUUUUACGCUAAUGGCCCUGAGGGAGUUUCUCUCUCUACGAGUAGUUAAGAAAAAGUUUAAAGUCUAGGGCAAGUGUGGAAUUUAUGUCUCAUACACAUGAAUUGAACUAACUAGUGAGAUCAAGAACUCAAGGAUAUCAAAAAGCCCUCAGCCAGGACAAAAAAAUUCAGAGAUUUUAACUCAGACUGGCUUCCUGUAAUAAAAUUCAAUGCUGGAAUGUUGCCUUUUUCAAACUGGGCCAUGGUCCGAUUGUACCAAGUUACCGGUAUGCUAAGAAUUCCAAAUUGAUUUGUCAAAGAAACAGAGAUAUGUGUCUUCAAAGAUGCACUACGGCAAAAGCGAAUAAAAAAAAAUAUUGUAUUCAAUAACAAUGGAGUCGUAAAAUACCCUAGACGCAUUAUAAAUGGUUAUAACUUCAAAUAAAUUUAAUUUUUAAUGAAAUACACGAUUCAGUGAGUUGUGCUCCAAUUUUCUUAAGCGUAAACUUUAUCCAUUCUGCUACAGUGUUGUAAGUAAUUGAAUUUAUAAUUGUAAUGGGACCGAGUGGAGUUUAAUUUCGCUCACUCAUGAAUGCGAUUAAAGACCGAAUUGGACGACACGCAGUCCUGUUACCAAUUAACCAUAACUAUUACAAUUUAAGAAAAAAAAAAAGGAAAAACAUAUAAACUUACGACACGAAGUCCCGUUACCAAUUGAUCAUAACCAACACAAAUACAUUUACAUUUACUUGAGAAAAUAUCUUCGGUAGAGCCACUGUUUUGUAGGGUAAGUGGUUGUUGCUACAUUUAUCAUAGUCAACUCUGUGAUUGGGGGAUUUGGCGGAGUAAUUUGCUGCUUUACCUGUCCGAUUACAGAUGUCGAAUUACAGUGGACUGUCCGAUUGCACUUUCCGAUUACAAAUCUACAGAAUAAUUAGUCCUAAAUAAAGCAGUUAAAGAACCGAAAACAUUUGAGGACAUUUCUCCACUGGUCGUGGAGGAGAGAGAGGCAAAACUGUUAUGUUUUGCUACUUUUACAACUCGUAAGUUUCAUUACUCCAUUGGCUUUGCUUAGUCCCUCAAAAACGCAACUGGUUCUUUACCUGUCUAGACUAAACCAUAAAUGGUGCUAAUCAAAUCCGAUUCAAUUUCCCAAAGAUUUCUGUCGCAAGAUGGAAUUUAUAUCUUCUCUUGCCUUCCCUGGCAAACGGCUCAUAAACCACUUGAUACGAACCGUAGAAUCCCCUGUGCAAGACUUCUGCUCAGCUCCAUGCUACAUGGAACCCAACUGCGUCAGCUAUAACGAAUUAGUGGCUAGCGGAUCUCCAGUAAUCACAAAAUGCGAACUGAAUAAUUCCACACACAAUGAACAUCCUCAGGAUCUCAAGUCUUGGGCAAACUACAGAUAUAAAGCAACAAUGGUGAGUACAUUCUUUUCCUCUUUGUGCUUUUCGUUUAUCCUUGGUUGAUUUAUCAUUGAUUGGUAUCCUAUCAUGGCCAAGCGAAUAAAAUUACUUAUCAUUUGGUAGAUUAGUAUACAAAGUUAGAAAGCUCUACCUCGGGUUGUUUAGCUUGUGAAUGUUUCGACGGUAAGUUGUUUCACUAGUAUGUUGCUUGGCUGGUUGCGCAAUGUUUUUUUGUAAUUGGUUUGUAUGGUUGACAGGUUACGUGGCUGGUUGUUUGGUUGAUUUGAUCUCAUUUGACAUUUCAAGUUUCAUUUCAAAGUAUCAUUACCAAUUACCACUUCAGUUGGCAUAUAUCUGCUUUUUAAACCUCGUUUUCACACCAGAACACUUGUGGACAGACUCCAUGCCAACAUGAUGUCCACCUGAAUACAAGGGCAUCAAUUGCGAGGAAAGAAACGGUGGGCAAAAAACAUUUUUCAUUUGGUGAAAUAUUUUUAUGAAAAACUCUACCUGACCCUUUAAGUUAUCUUUCCAUGAAUCCAAUUGUAAGUCUUACUCAGCCAGCCAUUCGUCCGUCUGCUCCUCCAGAUGUCUGAAACCCCUUUUGUCCCUGCUGUUUUCCUAUCCAUCUGUCUGACUAAGCGGCUGGCUGUCUAGAUGUGUAUUCUUUUUACCCAACUCAUAUUCUUUUGUUCAAAAUCAAUUCAUCAAAGAUAUGCUGUUUCUUUUCCCAACAGUAAGAUGGAUACAGAUGACGCCAUCUACAGUUUGCUUUGGGGCAAGAGAUGAUUCGUAUGGUUUCUUUAGAACUGCCAAGGUGGGUAACAUCAUUACACUCAAAUUAGCGUACAAAUCCGGUUACGUGACCUGUCAUUCAUCGAACCCAAGCUAUCAAUCCAAAUGGGGAUGCCUUUGGAACCGUCUCAUUCCCAACCAAAUGGCUACGUUGAUAACUGACAAAAACCGUAAUCUUCUUCUCCCAAAGAGUGAUUUCCUAUCAGAUUAUUGGGGCUGCAAGUUUUACAGCCUGCCUUGGGCCACAACCGAAUCGCCACAACUGCUCUUUGAUAAUUUCUCUACCCCGCUGGCGGUGGAAACGAACCAAGAAUUCCAAAUCUGGUACAGCGAGGACUUGUUCAAAUGGGGUUAUGGCGAUAAUGGGUACGAGAAAACGUGUGCUGUAGUGUAUGGUUUGUAUGUUUGA